UGAUACUGGGAGGCUCUGAGUUACAUAGACCCAAAGACACGAAAAAUAUCUGACUCGGUGCGAAAGUGAUGAACUGGCCCUCCAUCAGAUUGUCGAGCAUAGACGCGGCCACGCCUGGUCCACGAGUGACGCCAUUUCUUUGCAUUACAUGCCUCGCGCACCCGGCGGUACAACAAUCGAUUGUGACGUGUGAGCCUCUCGUUGACAAAGACACGCGCCCCACCGUCCGAAGCGAGGCCACGACGAACACGGGCCGCCUUGAGCAGUUCGUCCCGGAGAUCACGGCGUGCAAGGCGCACCACCACACGGCGAGGGCGACCGCCCUCUGCAGGGGGCACUCCUACGCGCUCAGCGAACACCACGUCCCGACCUUCCAGCAUCACACCCAGCCGAGACGCAAGCACCGUGACCGUGUGUGUCACGUUUUCGCCUUUCUCCUCUAGCAAGUGUCCGAUGUCCAGAUCCGCAAGAAGCGCGUCUUGAUCCCGGUCGUUAAGGUCGAGUUUCAGCUCGGCCACGCUGCUCUCAAGUUCAAUUAUUUUAUCAGCGCCCGUACCGCCGACGCUGCCCUGCUCCAUCGCAUCCAGUCUCUUUUCGGCGCUGUUCAGCCGCGAGGACAAGUCCGUAAUGGUCUCUCUCAGCAGCGCCAUCUCUUGGCGACAGCCGCGAAGCUCAGUGACGAGAUUGGCAAACUCGCGCCGAAAUAUCGCCAGGUUAUCAAGACUGCUGUC
This is a messenger RNA of Aricia agestis (brown argus), 731 nucleotides long. RefSeq lists its product as uncharacterized. The transcript is spliced from 2 exons. Lineage: Eukaryota; Metazoa; Arthropoda; Insecta; Lepidoptera; Lycaenidae. The record is from RefSeq and is a predicted model, not a curated record. Bases 69 to 443 code for a protein of 124 amino acids.